AUGAGCAAUUCUUUACCAAGAUCCCCGAUUAUUUCUAAUUUAUUAAUUGACGAUAGCAAAGUUGACAGUAAUAUUGAGAGUUUUUCACCCGACUCAUCGACUUCAAAACAAGAAUUACUUUUACACGGUACAAUGAAUUACACAGCAUCGCUCUUGAAUCAAGCAUCCUCAACAAACUCAACGAUAUCGACAGAUUCUAUAAACUACAAGGUUUCACAAGAAUUACCUAAAAAGACUCCGAAUUAUGGCACGAAAACACCGCUGGGCCAUUCGAGAAUUUACAAUUGUCAUUUAUGCCAAAGAGCCUUUACGAGAGAAGAGCAUUUGUCGAGACAUGUACUAUCUACACAUAACAAGUUGAAGCCAUUCACUUGUGGCAUAUGUUCAAGACCUUUUUCACGCAGGGAUUUGCUCUUGAGACACGCGAAAAAUCUACACAAGGGAAGCGAAAAGGCAAUUACUAGAAUAAGAAGAACCUAUAAGCAUAAUAAGGAGGGUGAAAUCGUACAAACAAGUGGUAGCGAAGAAGAGGAAGUGGAAGAAGAGGAAAUGGAAGAAGAAGAGGAAAUGGAGGAACUGGUCAAGGCGUAUCUAGGAAGUAGGAGAGGUAAUAGUGUGGUUGUUACAGUUGACAAAAUAGGAGGCUAUGAUGUUUCAUCAAGCACUGUUUCUCAUAAGCCUGAUGAAUCUAUUCAAUCCAAACGACUAAAAAUGUCAGUAAAUAUGCUAGUUAGUUAG
Molecule: messenger RNA, 738 nt
Organism: Lodderomyces oxycetoniae
Lineage: Eukaryota; Fungi; Ascomycota; Pichiomycetes; Serinales; Debaryomycetaceae
Gene: TRY4
Product: Try4p
Exons: 1
Coding region: 1-738 (245 amino acids)
Biological process (GO): regulation of transcription by RNA polymerase II
Cellular component (GO): chromatin
Molecular function (GO): DNA-binding transcription factor activity, RNA polymerase II-specific; RNA polymerase II cis-regulatory region sequence-specific DNA binding
Source: RefSeq, a predicted model, not a curated record